Messenger RNA from Sugiyamaella lignohabitans, 387 nucleotides. RefSeq lists its product as uncharacterized. Gene Ontology annotation, biological process: proteasome assembly. Bases 1 to 387 code for a protein of 128 amino acids. The transcript has a single exon. The record is from RefSeq and is a predicted model, not a curated record. Lineage: Eukaryota; Fungi; Ascomycota; Dipodascomycetes; Dipodascales; Trichomonascaceae.
AUGUCCGCUGUUCGUGUGAUUACAGAGCAAUUGAGCUCGUCCUUUGGUGACCCUGUAUACUGUCACUUGACAGUACCUGCAGAAGGAGCUUCUGAGAAAGCUCAAAUCACACUCUAUGUCUCCGGCUCACAAGCUGGCCCUGGUCAGCUGGGCAGUCUAGUCUAUGCUCUACCAGCCUAUGGUCUUGAUAACAAGCAAACAAUUCGGAUGUCUCGUCUGUUUCAGUCUGAAUCAUCAAUUGAGAAUGCAGAACGAUUAGCACAAGCCUUAGUUAAGAAGUUCGGCAGACCAGCUUUGGUUGGUUCAUCGCUAGGAAGCUCUGAUGGCACAGGAGAUGCCUUCACAAUCUUGAAGUUUGUGGGCCAAAAUAUUGAACGAGUAGCGUAG